GCUGCCAUUUUUAUAUAUAAGUCCAAAGUGAUAUAGCCAAAACCAUCAAAAGGUAAAACCAAAAAUCUGAUUCCCAAACACUUAGAGGUCGAGAGAAAUAAAAUAUUUUCCGGCGACGAAAUGGCUUCUUCCUCCGGUUGUUUCUUCGUUGUUACUAUGGCAAUCUUGUCACAAUUUCUCUUAGCACCAGCAUCAGCAUUGAUCAACAGAGAAUACAUCGAUGCCAACUGUCAACGAGUCAAAAACAAAUCCUUCUGCGUCCAGACAUUAACCACCUAUCCACCCGCCGCUUCUGCAACCGGCCUGUUACCAUUGGCGGAAGCCGUGGUCAGCCUUGCAGUAGCCCACGCUGAGAAAACUGCAGGUUUUGCGGCCGAAUCAGCCAAAAAGGAGGCAGCAUUGACGACGCAAUUCAACGAGUGCCACGACGCCUACGUUGGUAUUGUGGCGUCUCUUAAGAGCGCAAACUUGCAACUCAAGGACACACCAGACACUGCCAACUACGACGUUAUGGUUUCUGGCGAUGAGAUAAAGCGCGUGAAGGAUACGGUUGGGAAAAACAUCGACAAGUCUUCCAAAACGCUCAUGGAGAUGACAUUGCAGAUGGAGAAACUUCUUGAUCUAGCUGCUGGUGCCACCGAUGCUGUUGACGACGACGAUGAAAACGUGCAUCGUCGUGCUUGAUGUUUGAACUAAGUUGGGGUUUUCCAUUUUUUUGGUUGUUUGCUUUUGGUAAAAAACAUGAAUGGAUUCAAAGGACAUAUAUGAAGACUAUAUGUCGCUAAUAACUGAAUCUUAGGAAAAUUUUUAAAAAAAUUAUAUGUCGUAAUUUCCAAGUAAUUAAUUCUUUUAUACAUGCAUAAAUAUAUUAGUUGGUGUAAGGAAAACUCUCAAAUGAAAAAUUAGUU
Molecule: messenger RNA, 908 nt
Organism: Eutrema salsugineum
Lineage: Eukaryota; Viridiplantae; Streptophyta; Magnoliopsida; Brassicales; Brassicaceae
Exons: 2
Coding region: 121-684 (187 amino acids)
Molecular function (GO): enzyme inhibitor activity
Source: RefSeq, a predicted model, not a curated record